GCACCCAGACAAAUCGGACCACCCGGAGGCGGAAACGAAGUUUGUAGAAAUUAAGCAAGCGUACGAGUUGCUAUCGGAUUCGGAGCGUCGGAAGGCCUACGAUCUGUACGGCAUCACAAACGAGGAUGCCCAUCUGUACAAGGAACGUCCGGACUACAGCAGCUAUGGGCGAUUCCCGGAUCCGUUCGAGCAGUUCUUCGGGCACAAUUUCAAUUUCCACGAUCAGGACAUCAGUCUGUUCCAUCGGUUAUCGAUCACGUCGAAGUACUAUGAGACGAAUAUCGUCCCGAAGAGUCACCACACGCCGCAGAUCCUGAUGUUUUACUCGGAUUGGUGUUUCUCCUGUAUGAAGGCGGCCAAUUCCUUCAAAAAGAUGAUCGAUACGCUGGAGCCGUUCGGGGUAACUUUUGCGACGAUCAACGCCGGCCACGAGAAUCAGCUGGUCAGGAAGGUGGGCGUUCAUUCGUUGCCUUGCGUUAUAAUGGUUCUGGACGGACACAACUACGUGUACAAAGAAAGUGUGUACAACACGCAGCGGGUCGUGGAUUUCAUCCGGCAAAAGCUCCCGUACAAACUGCUACCCCCGGUUGACGACGGAUCGAUCGAUGGUUUCCUUCAGGGUUGGUCCGACAACCGGGUUCGAGCUUUGAUCAUGGAACCCCGAUCGCAGCCACGGCUUCGUUAUCUGAUCACGGCGUUCCACUUCCGGGAACGGGUGGCAUUCGGGUUCGUGCAGCUGAACUCACCCAAAUCGCAACACAUUCAGGAGCGGUACAAGGUGCAUCCUUCGCUGGACACGCUGCUGAUCUUUAACGAAGAUUCCACCCGUCCGGUGGCGUCCAUCUCGAUGUCGGAUAUUCCGACGUCCACGCUGAACAACAUCAUCUCCGUCAACAAAUACCUAGCUCUUCCACGCCUCUCCUCGCAAGCCAUGCUAGAAGGUGUCUGCCCAGCCGAAUGGAACCGCCCGCGGAAGCGGCUAUGCGUGGUUCUGGUCACGGAGAACACCGCAACGCACGACGAAGCCCGGCAAGCGAUGCGUCGUAUCGCCAUGGAAUCCAACUACAGUCCGGAGCGGGUCCGCUUCGCGUACAUCUACCAGGAAAAGCAAACGGAGUUCAUCAGUGCUCUGGCCGAGCACAGCAAGCUAGAGGAGACGAUGCUAAAAGUGGUCAUCAUCUGGCGCAAGGACGCCAAACAUAUCAAGUACGAGUGGGUCCACGAGGCUACCAUGGAAUCGCUGAACAGGAGCAUCGAGAACGAAACGCACGAGCUGCAGUACAACAACACCAAGCAGAAGCUGGACGGUGCGAUCCAGCGGCUGUUGCGGUCGUCCGAGGCGUUGACGUACGAGGCGGAAGUGACGGACCUCCUAGACGAGCACGCCCAAGGACUGGUGAUCCGCAUCCUGAACAAGGUCCUGCUGGCGUUCGAAUACAUGACCGAGAACCUCGGUCAGGAACAUAUCCUGCCGGCUUUGUCCGUGGUGGGAACAAUUGCCUUCAUCCUCGGUGCCGGUUACCUGAUGUCCUACCUGGUCCGGAUCGAGGAGGAAAACAUCCAGAAGAAGCAGUCCAAAUCGCCGGAGAAUAAAAACGGAAAAGUCCAAAACUACGUUCCGGAGUUGCGUCUGCAUGAGCUGCGCGCGGAAAAGUACAACGGACUGGUCCGGCUGCUGAAACCCGGCUGCCGGACGAUCGUCCUGCUGACGGACAUGCAGUCUCGCAACAAGCUGAUUCCGGCCUUCCACAAAGCGGUGUGGCCCUAUCGGAAGAACAAAACCCUCAUGUUCGCCCACAUGCUCAUCGAGAAGGGAAUCGGUUGGUAUGCGGAACUCCUGAGGCUAUCGCUGUCCGAGUCCCGGGAGAUGAAGAUCAACCCGAGGAACUGCAUCGGGACGGUCAUAGCGCUCAACGGGCACCGGAAGUACUUCUGCAUGUACCACGCCAAACAUCCGGAGUCGAACCGGGGUGCCAAGCGCAUGAUGAAGAUGACCCGGCAGCUGAGCACGAUGCCCUCGGACCCGGAAGCCGGUGCCUUCCUGGGGAUGGACAGCUCCGACUCGGAGACCAGCACGUCCGACAUCUCCGAGCCGAAGAUCUUGCUGGAGGAGAACCUCCUCGAUGGGCUGCCCAACUGGCUGGAUCGUCUGUUCGAGGGUACCACCCAUCGGUACUACAUUAACUAUUGGCCUGAUUUCACCUCGAAAUAGAGCGAUUGCGCGUCUAGUCCAGACGACGGUGGUGUAGGCAAUUUAGUAGGUGAUAGUCCUGUUUUCUAAUUCCCCCUCUCUCUCUCACACACCCACUUUUUCUAUGAUAGCUAAUAGGUAUAGUAGCAACUUUUGUGAACGCCAAAGAUGAGGCCAUUCGUUACUGAAGGAGAAACUGACAAUUAUUGUUUGGGAGAUUUCUCUCGAGAUAGACACUCGCUCUAGAGCUCUCAACUUGUUCAUUUUUUAAAUCUUUACUGAGUCUGUUUUUUUUCCUAUUGGUAUUUUUUUCUCUCUGUGAAAAAAAGUUAAUCUAUUUUGCGAGGUAGGUUUAAUUUAGGUGGUAGUAGAUGGGCGCACUAGUUUUUAGUUUAGCAAUUGCGAACAGUUAGCAUAGCAGUAGAUAAUCGACGUUACCUAAAUGGUUGUUUAGCCCAUAUGUUCCGGCGGAUUUACCCCGUUUGGUGUUAUGUUCUGCGAAGAAAAUCCAGACUACAUAACAUUGACCUGCUGUGAUUAGGAAUGACAAAUUUAAACAAGGACGUACAACAGUCGUCAUAUUGUUAUUUGUUGGUUUACGAAUACUCAUGUUUAGGCGUAUUUAUAUGCGAUGUAAACAAUAACUGAUUGUUUGGGUUCAAAAGGUUCUCGACUAGAGGCAAGACAGAUACAGCGAGAGUAACUCUGUUAUCAAAAUGUUGCUCAGAAUUUCUCUGGAUAGCUCUGGAUCACACUGGUUUUCCCGAAGUGUUACCUGAUACCAGUGAAAAAUCGAGCAGUCUUGCCCGAUUUUCCGCUUCAUAGAGACGUUUCUGAAUAGAUUCGAACAAAAAGAGUUACUCAGGAUUGCUCAGAGUUGCUUCGGAUUUCACAGUGUCUUGCCCCUAGCUUCAUCCCAAUCCAACCUACACUGAACUGAAUUGUUUAACUCAACAGCAACAAGGAGAAGAACUACUUGCGGAUAACAAGAACUACCAGAAACGAAUAGGACGUAACCUAGGGGCAAGACAGAUACAGCGAGGGUAACUCUGUUAUCGAAGUGUUGCUCAGGAUUCCUCUGGAUAGCUCUGGUUUUCCCGAAGUCUAGGGGCAAGACACUGUGCAAACAAGAGUAACUCUGAGAAAUUCUGAGUAACUUUUUUCACCAAUGAUCGACGAAAUUUGUUGAAAAACACUCCUAAAACUGCAAGAAAGGCGAGAUAUCGGGCAAUAUUGUUCUGAUUUUGCGAUGAAUCAGGCAACACCCAAGCAAAAACGGGAGCAAUCCGGAGAAAUUUUGAGCAACUCUGUGAAGGAAAAUGUACUCUCCAGCACAGUGUCUUGUCCCAAGCCCGAAGUGUUGUCUGAUACCAGUGAGAAAUCGGGCAGUCUAUCCAGAGGAAUUCCAGAGUUACUCUCGCUAUAUCUGUCGUGCCCCUAGGUAGUUAUGGAUUUAUGUCAUGACCCUUGGUGAACAAUCAAUAUACAUCAAAAUGAGCAUACGCAAACUUGUGUAACUAUGAAAUAUAACGCCAAACGGGGUCAAGUCGUAUCUGCGCCCAGCUAGCACGCACUCACUAUAGUAAGAACAAGAACGAAACAAAAUCUAGUCAAAUCUAACAUUAACGCAUUAACUAGGAAUUCAAAAUGGCAUGUUUUACAUAGUGUUAAAUGUAUCCUAAUUGCAGAAAAUAAACAAAAAAGCUAAUUUGAUUGUUCUUCUACUCAAAAUCAAGGAGAUAAAUUGACACAUAGUUAGACCGAUAAGCAGUACCAACCCUGUUAGAAUGAAUCCUAAAUCAGAAAUUUUUAGAUUUUCCGCCCUCCACAAGAAAAAAAAAAACAAUUGCUUUCUCUUUUCAUACAUCCCUUCUCAAAUGGUUUCACAUUUACGAAUAGAAGCUCAUUUUUCGGCUGCCGAAAACCAUCCUCGCAACGCCAAUGCAAUGGAAAACUGCAUUGGAGGCAUUUCUACAUUGCGAUAGUUUGAUACGAAUACUAUCUCUAAACAAAACUCUUCCAUCAUCCCGCAGUUUGUAAAAUCACCAGUGAAAACUAGAAAAUGAAAACCAACCAAGUGAUAGUAUUAUUAAACUUAUGAACCUUCUGUUGCCAUAUAAACAACAAUGAAAAGCCCGUAUCAGAAACAAUCAAAGAUCUUUGGAAACUCAGAAGUUUUAGCUUUCGAUUCGACGCGCGAUGGCGUCGAAGGGCUGUUGAGAUUUCGGAAUCGCAUGAGUUCGGGAAAAUACGGCACGAAAAGUUAUCUAUAAAAUGCAUGAGCAACUAUCUGCAUAGUCAACUGUGCGAAUGGUUGGGAUUAUAGCAAUGGCGGAUGGUGAUACGGAACAAAUUGAAACAAAACGAAAAAAAAACAACAUAAAUAAAGGACAAUUGGAAGAACUUUCUCACAAAUGA
Messenger RNA from Aedes albopictus (Asian tiger mosquito), 4609 nucleotides. RefSeq names its product dnaJ homolog subfamily C member 16-like. The record is from RefSeq and is a predicted model, not a curated record. NCBI's taxonomy places the organism in Eukaryota, Metazoa, Arthropoda, Insecta, Diptera, Culicidae.